AUGACAGAAGUAAAUACAUUUAACUUUCAACUUGAAGUCGCCGACCAGUUACUACUAGUGUUGAUGAAACUUAAAUUAAACUUGCUGUUUGAUGACUUAGCUCGUAGAUUUGGAAUUUCUAAAAGUUUAGCUAGUAAAAUGUGUAAUGCUUGGAUGCCAGUCCUUGCAGAAAAACUUAAGGAUUUAGUUGCAUGGUUGCCGAGGGAAACAAUGCGAGCAUGUUGUCCCGAAUAUUUCCGAGAAAAUUACCCUCGCACCACUGUAAUAAUAGACUGCGCCGAAACAUUUAUACAACGACCUACGUACUUGAAAACUAGAAGUGAAACUUUCAGUAAUUACAAGUCGCACAAUACCGUAAAAUAUUUAGUUGGAAUAUCUCCACAUGGACAAAUCAUGUUUAUUUCCAAAGCUUUUGGCGGAAGAGCUAGUGACAAGUUUAUCGUGGAUAAGAGUGGAUUUUUAAACAAUUUAUUGCCGGGUGACGAAGUAAUGGCAGAUCGUGGAUUUACAAUUAAAGAUUUUCUUUUUCCUCGUCGUGUAAAAUUAAACAUUCCUGAAUUAACAAGAUGCAAACCCCAGCAUUCAAAUGAAGAUGUCACAACUACUAGACGUAUUGCACAUGUACGAAUACAUGUAGAGCGUGCUAUUCGUAAACUGAAAGUAUUUAAUGUUUUAAGUGGAACUGUACCAGUGUCGUCUUUAAAGAAUUUUAAUGACAUUCUUAUUGUUUGUUCCGCAUUGGUAAAUUUGAGAUCAGAUUUAAUACGGAAUGUCAAUGUAGAUACGGAUUGA
Mytilus californianus (California mussel) is the source of this 792-nucleotide messenger RNA. RefSeq lists its product as uncharacterized. NCBI's taxonomy places the organism in Eukaryota, Metazoa, Mollusca, Bivalvia, Mytilida, Mytilidae. The transcript has a single exon. The record is from RefSeq and is a predicted model, not a curated record. Bases 1 to 792 code for a protein of 263 amino acids.